Molecule: messenger RNA, 1292 nt
Organism: Botrytis cinerea B05.10
Lineage: Eukaryota; Fungi; Ascomycota; Leotiomycetes; Helotiales; Sclerotiniaceae
Exons: 3
Coding region: 362-1096 (244 amino acids)
Biological process (GO): translational initiation
Cellular component (GO): eukaryotic translation initiation factor 4F complex
Molecular function (GO): translation initiation factor activity; RNA 7-methylguanosine cap binding
Source: RefSeq, a predicted model, not a curated record
GCAGAACCAAUUGAACCAAUUGAACCAAUGCAAAAGGCCAAAUAAACAUUGCAAGGGGCAUCUGCUCUUUGAGAGGGCCGUUCGGGCGCUUGUUUCAGGGUUUCAUCCUGAAUCCACUGCUUCAGAUGUGAUCUGCUGUGCAUUCUCUUGGCGCUACUGUCACUCCAUCACUUCAUCCUUUGUACCAUAAUACGGGCUGCUUUCUCUUUCAUCCUCUCCGCCAACUUUCUCUAUCCAUCCCACCCUUAGCUUUGUCAAUCUCUUGGUAUCUCCUUCUUUCUUUCUCGAGAGCGGUAACAGCAGUCGAGCAUUUCGCUACCACAUCGAAGUCUUCACAUUACACAUAUACCAUUUAUACAAUAUGGCUUUACGACCAUCGCUCAUUACACGAGGAAUCUCCACAUCCGGACCAAGCGAUACUGGAUCUCCUGCUCGCGACGAUGCUAAAAAGAAUAUGCUGAAAGCAAUGCGUCCAUUGCCGACGCAACAUUAUUGGAAUAUAUAUUUCGACAGACAACAAAAGGAUCAGAAGCCGGCCGCAGAUGGAAGUUAUACUGCUACUCUUGACAAGCUUCCUACGCAAGUCGAAUCGAUCCAGGACUUUUGGCGCUAUUGCAACAAUACCCCGUUCGAUCAGAUUAAGAUGAGAGAGUCGAUUUAUUUAUUCAAACAAGGGUUUCAGCCAGUAUGGGAAGAUAGGAGAAAUAUCAAUGGAGGUAGUUGGACAUUUAGGGUUCCUAAGCAAAAUGGUCCGGACUUUUUUACUAGAGUUCAAUUGAUGGCCAUUGGAGAGAAGCUUCAAGGUUGUUUAGAAUCAGGCGAUCAACUCUGUGGUGUUGGACUCUCUGUUCGUUUCAACUCUCACCUUAUCUCAAUCUGGCACCGUGAUGCCUCAAAACAAAAAUCCAUCGAUGCGUUACUUGCUACAGUAAUGGAGGAACUUCCCCAAGAACUGAAACCCAAGCCCGACAAUUUCUUCUACAAGAAACACUCAGAUCACGCCGGAUUCAAAGCUCCACCAGCGGAAAGUACAUCCGAGUCCGCACAGACUGAGUCCUCUGCAUCUAAAAUUCAGACGGAGGUUCCAGCGGUUUAGACUAGUUGUUUCAUUCAUGAUAUCAUGGGAAUUAUAGGGAAAUUGGCGUCACAAAUAUAUUAUUCAAGGUCAGAUAAUGAAGAUUAUCCACGAGGUGGAAAGGUGUUUUUGUCAGAUUGGACCGGAUUUUGUAUAAUCCUGUCGGCGUUCGUACUAAGAGAAAUCGGCUAAAUAAAUGGAACAUAUGAACAAACCA